GUACUUUCUCCUCGCAACUGCUAUAUAUAAACUCCACCAUUUCACUCAGUGGAACCUUAUAGCAAAAUCUCUAACAUCUAACUCCUGAGUUAAUAGUAAUUUAAAUUAUUAUAAGUAACCAAACUUAAUUAAUCAGUGAUUAACUAAGAGAUUAGAGGCUGAGGCUGAGUUGCAUGGCAAGAGGUCGUAAUCCAACGACGAUGAACCGGAGUGAUCGAUACCUUGGAAGCUACAGUUACGGUGACAGUCAUGGUGCUUCCGUCACUGACGAACUAGAGCUCGCCGAGGAAGACAUCUGGUCACCGGCCGUCAUUCACAGCACCGAGACGGAAGAAUCAUACAGCGGGUGGAACUCACGUGCUGACUCGGUGAAAAGCGGGCGCGUGGGAGGACUGUCGCUUACUUUCAAGAGCUCUUUAAACGCGCCGUCGUCAUCUCCGAUGCUCGUGCAGCAGUUACGCGGCGGAGUAAAUGAAGGAGUAACCAGGCAGAGUUUGGCGUCUUCGGCGCCGGUGAACGUGCCGGACUGGAGCAAGAUAUACCGAGUCAACUUGGUAGAGUCAAGACAAGAGAUGGACGAGGAUGAGGAGGAUCCGGGGAUGAUGCCGCCGCACGAGUACCUUGUUAAGAGCCAUGCACGGCGGAGCAGGAAAAUGGGCGGCGGUGGGACGUCGAUGUUUGAGGGUGUCGGAAGGACUCUCAAAGGCAGGGAACUAAGGCGUGUUCGUGAUGCGAUUUGGAGCCAAACAGGGUUCUACGGCUAAGAACUUAACAAAUAAAAGCAUUUUUAGAUUUCGAUUUUGUUUUGGCAAGAAUUUUGUAAUUUUCGAAGUUUUGUUGCCUUUAACAAGGUUAAAAAUUCAAGUUUCUCUUCUGAGUUGCCUAAAAUUCAAAAAUAAUUUUAUCUUAUGUUAAUUAGUUUAACUAGCUCUGAGUUAUAAGUUUUUUACUGAAUAAAUUUGACAUUCA
Molecule: messenger RNA, 969 nt
Organism: Eruca vesicaria subsp. sativa (arugula)
Lineage: Eukaryota; Viridiplantae; Streptophyta; Magnoliopsida; Brassicales; Brassicaceae
Source: the annotation of a GenBank genome assembly